Dendroctonus ponderosae (mountain pine beetle) is the source of this 4186-nucleotide messenger RNA. Its product is annotated as nidogen. The record is from RefSeq and is a predicted model, not a curated record. Gene Ontology annotation, biological process: cell-matrix adhesion. The coding region runs from base 140 to 4084 and encodes 1314 amino acids. Gene Ontology annotation, molecular function: calcium ion binding. The transcript has 21 exons. Lineage: Eukaryota; Metazoa; Arthropoda; Insecta; Coleoptera; Curculionidae.
AGCUGCCCUCUGAACCCGUCACAUAUUCCAGCCCGAUAAGGGAAUCUGAAAAGGAAAAAAUCGGUUAAUUUCCAUACAACUGGCGCCCGUUAAAGGCCUUUGGAUCGAGUCGAAUUUCGGCUAGUUUGCGAACCCGAAAAUGCGCCUAAAACUGUGCGGGUUGUUGUGCACGUUUUGGGCCAGUGUGGCCGCAAUUCCUGCAGGACUUCUGUACGACUUCGAGGUUCCGGAAGUGCAGCAAUUGCCGCGAGAAAAUGAUGUUUCUAGCGAUGAAAUUCCCCUGCAAGUUGCCGUGAAGUUUUAUGGACUACCAUAUAAGAGUAUCUAUGUGAACUCCAACGGAUUCCUCUCCUUCCAAACGGAAAUUCCCCAUUUCAUCAACAUGGAAUUUCCGCUUGACUACCCCAUAAUAGCCCCAUUCUACUCCAAUGUGGACACAUCGGCAGCAGGAACGGUCUCCUACUACGAGACCCAAAACCCCCAUCUACUAAACCGCGCCACGGAAAAUGUCCACGAAAAUUUCCUGGACGAUGUGGACUUUGAGGCUCGCAGCCUCUUCAUAGCCACUUGGAACCGUGUGGGGUAUUUCAACCAACAAUCCGAUAAACUGAACACUUACCAAGUGGUGUUGAUUUCCGACGGAAGCAGCAGCUAUGCGGAGUUCUUGUAUCCGCAGGAUGGACUGCAGUGGAUCCAGGGCACUGGGGAUGAGUCGGGAUUGCCAGAUGCACGAGCCCAAGUCGGCUUUUUGUCGCCCGAUGGCAAAAAGCACACUUUGCCUGGAAGCGCCACUGAACAAGUGAGCAAUCUGGAAAAAUGGUCCAACAUCGGACUAACCGGGCAAUUCCUCUACAAAAUCAGCGGAAAAGAGAUCGUAGAACCCGACCAGCAGGAACAAAAGUCCAACCAAGGAUACCCGGCGACGUGCGCUGAAGUGCCUACGGCCUGCCACAGCCAGGGCACUUGCAUCGACUAUAAGGAGGGCUUUUGCUGCGCCUGUAAUCCGUCCUUUGUAGGGAAUGGCAAGUUUUGUGUCAAAGAAGGAGCCCCACUUAGAGUAAAUGGCAAAGUCAAUGGAAAACUCAACGGGGAACGGCUGGAAAACCUGGACUUGCAGUCCUACGUGGUGACAGUGGACGGCAGAGCCUACACAGCCAUUUCCAAGAUUCCAGAAUCCAUCGGCGCCGAUAUCCAGACCCUCCAGGUGCUGGGAAGUGUGAUUGGAUAUCUGUUUGCGCAUCCCGUCCGAGGCGCCAUCAACGGAUUCCAGAGGACUGGAGGCCUUUUCAACCAUACGAGCACCGUCACGUUUCUAAACACCAGCCAAGUGGUGCAAGUGAAUCAGAAGUUCCUGGGUCUGGAUGUAUUCGACCAUCUGAAGCUGGAGAUUAAUGUUCAAGGCGACAUUCCCACUUUGCCUAUAGAUGCCCGGGUGGUGAUUGAUGAGUACCAAGAACAGUACACUCAAACCGGAAAAGGGCUGAUCCAGAUGACUUCCGAACGCCCGUAUAUCUUCAAUGCGGCUGAUGGCAGAGAAAUCACCAACGUCUUCCGAGUGGAGCAAACAUUCAAGUUCAACAGCUGCCCGUUCGAGAACGAAACUAUUGGGGAAAGCUGGACGUUGAAAGUGGGCAGGAACUUCAUCAGCUACGAGAGCAGGGAACAGAUUAUCCGGUUUGGGAUCAGCAACAAGAUCACGCCCAUUGGAGAUUAUGACCCAUGCAUUGAGGGCAGGCAGACUUGCGGGCCAAACAGCGCUUGUGUGGUGGAUGGAAGCUUUUUUGACUGCAUCUGCAACCCUGGUUAUCAAAGAAUCUACUCAGCAGAAGAACAAGUAUGCGCUGAUGUGAACGAGUGCCAGACCAAUCACGAAUGCGACCGUCACGCUCAGUGUUUCAACACUGUGGGGAGCUAUGGCUGUUCCUGCAAUCCAGGCUUUGAAGGGGAUGGAAGGCGCUGCGAUCCAGUCAGCUCCUGCGCCAACAUCAGCUGCACUCAAGACGCUGAAUGUGUGGAAAAUGGCAGCGAAGCCAGCUGCAGAUGCUUGCCAGGCUUUCGAGGGGACGGCUACAACUGCCAGCCGGUGCCCAAUCAAGGCUGCGAUGUUUCCAACAAUUGCUCACCGUAUGCGAUCUGCAGCAUCUACCCUGGGAGCGAAGAAUACUCCUGCUCCUGCCAUCCAGGCUUUGAGGGCGAUGGCUAUCAAUGCAUUCCCAUUCCAGUCACUUCCACUGAAGCCCCCAAAGAACUCACCACAGUGGUUGCAGGAUCAGUGAGGCCCAUUUGCCAGUCGGACUACUGCUACUGCCCGGAAGGUUUUGUGAUGGACGAAGAAGCGUCCUGCAAGCCCUACACGGAAAGCAAGCAGCCUUCGUAUGCAGAUGACUGCCGAAACCAGCAAAACUGCGACUUCAAUGCCCGAUGUGACUUCAGUACGGUUCUGCAAGCACACGUCUGCACGUGCAAUGAGGGCUAUGAAGGCGACGGUUUCACUUGCCACGAAGAACAACAGUCCUGCAACGAGCAGGAAAGCUGCCACGCCAACGCCUCCUGCACCUACUACGACAGCAUCGGAAAAUCCAUCUGCGUCUGUAAGCCCGGGUUUGCUGGAAACGGCUACAGCUGCUCCUCCUCGGCCAGCUGCAGCUCGCACUCCGACUGCACCCAGACUGAAGAGUGCGCCUACCAAAACGGCCGAAACGAGUGCGUUUGCAGGGAGGGACACGUAAGAGACUCGCAGCACAUCUGCGUGCCUACCGAUGGAUCAUGUGGAGGUGGAACCUGCGUGAGCAACGCCGAGUGUGUCUUCGACGAGGACUACCAGACCUACUACUGCACCUGCAAGGACGGCUUCAUAGGGGAUGGAAUCACCGAGUGCAGGGAAAGACCCAUCGGGUGCGACACUCUGAACAACUGCGGCCUCCACGCAACCUGCCGCUACGAGGAAGAGGCCCAGAUGUACAUGUGCAGGUGCAACCACGGGUUCUUCGGCGAUGGGUUCCAGUGCUCCGUGGAGAAGAACUGUCUAGUGGACCGUACCAUGUGCGAUCCCAACGCCCAAUGCCUAACAGAUGCAGGAAGGAGCUACUACUGCCAGUGCAACCUUGGAUUUGUCGGGGAUGGGUCCAUAUGCCGGGAGGUGUCCAGAAGCGACGGCAACUUCCUGCUGCUCAACCAAGGAUGGGCGACGCACAAAAUCCCGAUCGAAGCCACCAGGAUGAACCCAGGCAAGCCUAUCCAGAUCAAAACCUACCAGACAGCAGUCGGCCUGGACAUUGACUGUAUGGAAGGUCGAGUUUACUGGAGCGACAUCAGUCUGCACGCCAUCAGAAGUUCCUCCUACAAUGGCAGCGACAACAAGGACUUUCUUGCGGAAGGAAUCCACUCGCCCGAAGGCCUGGCAGUCGACUGGGUUUCCAGGAACAUCUACUGGACGGAUUCCACGUCCAGAACCAUCGAGGUGGCCAAUCUGGACUCAAAAAGGCGCAGGGAGCUGUUCAAGACUGGCCUGGUGAACCCUCGAGGUAUCGCCGUUCAUCUACAAAGAGGCAAACUCUUCUGGUCGGACUGGGACCGCAGGUAUCCCAAAAUCGAGUGGUCAAAUGCGGAUGGUUCCGACCGCAGAAUUUUCCUGGAUGGUCCAGAUGUUUCGCUCCCAAACGCUCUGGCCAUUGACUACGACACCGAUCAGCUCUGCUACUCAGAUGCCGGCACCAAGAAGAUUGAAUGCGUCCAGAUCGACACCAGACAAGUGCAGACCAUAGCCAUCAACUGCACUUAUCCCUUCGGAAUCACCGUCACUGAUCGGCUGGUCUACUGGUCAGACUGGAUAUCGAAAAAAAUCGAACGGGUGGAUAAAUUCACUCUCGCCCGUCUGCCGUCUUUGAAUAUUCCUGCUGGUGGUUCGGGCAAUAAGCUGUUUGGGUUGGUGGCGGUACCAAAUCGGUGCCCCAACUUGACGAAUCUUUGUCAACACUCGCGAUGUCCGGAUGAGCACAUUUGCCUGCCGGAUGGCAAAGGCAGCAAAAGCUGCCUGUGCAGCAGAAGAACCGAUGUGCAAGAGGAUCCCAGCUGUACGAUUUAGCCCGUUUUAAGCUUCAUUUGUUUAGGCUUCGGCAGCCCAAACCGCGCGCCUGUAGGGCAUGGUUUAAAAACAUUUACUCAACAAAUAUAUUUAUGUUUAUUA